Coregonus sp. 'balchen' is the source of this 5040-nucleotide messenger RNA. The record is from the annotation of a GenBank genome assembly. Lineage: Eukaryota; Metazoa; Chordata; Actinopteri; Salmoniformes; Salmonidae.
AUGUUGUCUGUAGUAACUAUUCAGCCCAAGAAGAUCAACCCUAUGAAUUACAGUUCCAUCAUCAAAACAAUGGGGGGCUUUUCUGCAGCAUCUACCGUCAUAAAACCAAUGUUGCUUGACCAAAACACUUCUAUUCAAUUGACAUUUAUAGUACUGUGUUGUUGCUCAGUGCAUAUGGGGAUUUGGGGACACUUAUUUCAGGUUGGAGGCAGUAAAGAUGCAUCCUGGCAAUGACAGAUCAGUGUUUUGUUUUGGGUUCCAGUCGGCACUGAGACCGUGCCCCUGUUGCUGCUGGUCAUGGCAGGUGCUGUGGAGCUGACAAUCUGGCAGGGUGGCUCUUGCCAGCUGGCUGUAGUUACUGUAGUCAUCGCCUGCCAUCAGUGCCAUGGCUACAAUCUAAUGUGUUUGACUUGAUCCAGUCACCAGCCAUUUACCCUGGUAUACUGAGGAGAUCUCAUGCGGUUUUACUUAAGUUUCUGUUAUGUCAUGCUCUGAAAACAAAUCUGGAUAACGGAGCACUUCAGAGUUCUUUAUAUAUUUGAAUCCGUGUUAGGGGAUAUGGAAGACAAUCACACUGGCACAUAAUUUUCUAGCAGGACUGGUGUAAUCUUGUGAGUGACCACCAUAUUUUGUUUUCACAAGGCCUAAGUACGCUAUUAUACCAACUCAUACCACAAGGGAGAGAAGUUUUCACCGUUUUUAUUUUAUUUAGCUCAACAUCUGUACAUCACAUAAUCUAUAAUUCAAAUUCUUACUUAACAUAAUUGUAAAUGUGAACGUUCCUUGAUAUGAAAACCAAUCAAAACUGUCCUGUGGGCACGUGCCACAAACAUGUCUGCGCCCUUUGCUAUAGAUACCGAUAAAUGUGUUCCUCUAAAUCCAAUAUAAAGUUGUAUUGCUCGGCAGCGUGUUCUACAAAGUACAGGUAUAGCUAUCAACAGUCCCUCAACUUUGCUUUAAAGUUGUGUUCCCGUCCUUCUGCCAUUGAAGUCUCGAUUACUUUGUUGAAAGAUAUCCGGAACUGCUUUGAUUUAUGAGCAGAUGACCUGCCACAAACUCCUAUGGAAGUCUCCAUCCUUAUUGCGUAUUAUGUUGAUCUAUGCACUCUGCAGUAUGGAGAUGUCUACUUCCACCCGGUGAGAUGAAAUGGACUAUCAAUCAUUAUCUUUGUUGUCACAAUUGAGAAAUGUGUAGUGCAGUCAGGGUAAAAACAACAAGAUAAAAAAGGACAGGACUUGACUCUGAAGCAGAGAUUAGCUGGCUAGCUACAGUGUGAAACCCAUGCUCUGCUUGGUCAACUGAAGAACAUCUACCACUGUGCCAAGCUGACCAUUGGGGCCACUCUCCAGCUGGUGGACAGUGUGAUGACUGGGAAAGUGAGGAACGGUAUGGCUCUGGUCAGGUGGGUUUAUAUUAUGAAGGGACAGGGAACAUAAUGUGGUGGCAGAAUUUGGGGUGAGCUGCUGUUUGUUUUGCCCAGGGUGUUGAUAGUGGACUGGGACGUGCAUCAUGGACAGGGGGUACAGUUCUCUUCCGAGGAUGACCCAAGGUGUCUUUUUUCUUGAUUCUAACUGGACCUUUUGGAUAGUAAUCCAUCCUGACUGACACCCCUCUUUGUCUCCUUUUGUGCUCUACUUCUCCUGUCACUGCUAUGAGCACCAAGGCUUCUGGCCCAACCUGAGGGAGUCAGACUAUGACAGUGUGGGCAAAGAGAAGGGCGCUGGCUUCAACAUCAACGUACCUUGGAACAAGGUCAAUACCAUAGGAGUAGAAUUCUAGAAGUCAUUUCAAUUCUAAGAAGCCCUUGUUUCUUCCUCAGUAUCAUUAUGCCUUCAGUUCUCAUUUGAUCUCUUGACUGGUUACAGGUGGGGAUGGAGAACAGUGAUUACCUUUCUGUCUUCCAUGUUCUCCUGCCUGUUGCAUAUGAGGUGAGGCAUUCUCCUGCAUCUGCAGCACUCACAAAACAUGUCUCAUGACCAGUCUCUACAUUUCAAUCUCAAAUGAUGACUGAAUUAAAGGAACGGCCCGUGUGAGAGGUUGGCUAGUUUCUCAAUAAAGGCAUUUCAUAAACUUUAAAUCUGCUAUAACAUAAGUAGCACUUAUAAGUAGAAUGCUAGACUGUAAAUCGCUCUGGAGAAGAGUGUCUGCUAAAUGACAAAAAUGUAAAUAUAAAACAUUAUGUAGCUUGUACCACAUCGCAGUGCUAGCUGUGCCACUAGAGAUCCUGGUUCAAAUCCAGGCUCUGUCGUAGCCGGCCGUGACCGGGAGACCCAUGGGGCGGUGCACAAUUGGCCCAACGUCGUCCAGGGUAGGGGAGGGAAUGGCCGGCAGGGAUGUAGCUCAGUUGGUAGAGCAUGGCGUUUGCAACGCCAGGGUUGUGGGUUCGAUUCCCAUGGGGGUAUGAAAAAUAAAAAAUAUUAAAAAUAAUGUAUGCACUCACUAACUGUAAGUCGCUCUGGAUAAGAGCGUCUGCUAAAUGACGUAAAUGUAAAAUGUAAUGUACCGUUACAGCAUUGCAUUGUAUCUCUCUCUUUCUAUCUGCCCCUGCAGUGCUCUGGAGUCAAUUCAGUGUGUCAGAUCCACUCACAAGCCAUACUGGGCCUGUCUCAAACACACAGGUACUAUAUGACAUUAGGGCUGUGACGGACAUGGAAUUUUGGAUGAUGGUAAUUGACCAGCAAAAUGGCCACGGUCUCUGUAAUAACCGUUCGAAUAGCAACAAAAAAAAUAUUUCUGGUUUUUUUACGCACAUUUUCUCCUUUCCUCCUCUCCUGACUGCAUGUUCUGCCAGAGAAAUAUAAUUAAUAGAACAGGCGUCCCCAUUUCAAGUCAAUGAUUGCAUAAUGGGUGGACUGGCGGCUAUUGCAAGUGUACCCAUAGGAGCAAAGCUAGGUUGAAGAUGACAAAGGUUAAGACAACGAGAUUCUAAUAUCCCAUAAGUCUUUGCAACAAUUGGACCACAGUGCUGGUAGUUAGAAACGGCGCUGGUCCCAAAUUUGUGACGAUGUUGUCUUAACCUGUAUAUUUUUGACCUAGGAGCAAAGCAGGAAGUAAAAACUGGAUGUGUACCCAUCAAUAUGUGCUGUGAUUUGUUGAUUCAACUCAACUGACAUUACAAAAAAUACAUUCCAUUGCAUGAGACACAUCAGUUAACAUCAUUUGAAUGAACAUUCUACAUGACCAAUAAUGGAAAUUAUUGCAUCACAAUACCAGGCAGCCAUUGCGAGUGUACACAUGAGUUUACCAGUCAAAUUGCCAGGGUUAGAGGUUCCAAGCCCAUUCUAUUCAGCAGUUGCUACAACACUUUGCUUGCAACAAAGUUUAAUCAAGUUGUUAAGAGCUCAUGUUAACGCAGAAACGGACUCAACUGCACCAAUGCCCAGCCUUCCCGUCUUCAGUCAGCUGCUCCCCCCCACCCCCCCAUGUUUUUUUAAAAAAACGGUUUACGACGGUUAUUUAAUUUACAUGACUGUCGUCUUCAUCCAUAACCGUCUUUUAUAUGGUAAUUGUGCCAGCCCUAUAUGAAAUCACUCUGAUCUCAUCACUCCAUUUACAACAUAUCAACCUGCAUUGCCCUAAUGGAACUAUUCCUCUUUUCUUUCUUCUCUCCCUCCCUUCACUUCCUUCUCCCCCCCAGUUGUCCCACCGUGUCUGAGCCUAGCACUAAACGGUGUAAGCUGGCAGAGAAGGAAUAGGAUGUGCAGGCUGAUGAGGGUCAGAAAGGCGAGGGGGAUGGUUAGAAAAAGGAGGAGGUGGUGUGGAUGUCACCAGUUUAUGCCAACAAAAACGAAUAUAGGAUGAGUCAACAAGAUUAUUUGCAUUAACAGACUAUGAACCUUUAAGUGAGAUUUUCACUGGACAGUUACUUUAAAGUGCAUGAUCAUAGUUCCUGUUCAAUCACUGUAUGCUUUUCUUAAUAAUAUGAUCAUUGAUUGUAUUUAACAUUUGACAUUUUUGGUGACGCUUUAGUAAUGCUGUCUUAUUUUAUAACCAGGGUAAACUUUUUCGAAGAGCCACAGGAUGAGGAAGCUGUCUUGUCUCGCUGCAGUGUCAAUGCUCUCUUUGCAAAGAUAAAGGAACAAGUGGUGAUAUAGCUGUUGAUAGCAUUGUUGUGAAGAUGACAGUGCUUCAUUGUACUGAUUCUAAGUAGCUUGCAUCAUAUUACAAAUGGCAUUAAUUGUUAUUUGUUGCAGAUUACACAGUAUGUUUGCCAAUGUUUCUUUAGUACUAAUUCAUUUUGUGUAGCCUCUGUUUGCUUGUGAUAAAUGUGCCUCAUUGCUAUUCCUGGAGGUUAUUGUGUGUGUAUUUAUGUAUUAGGAACCAAACUAUGGGGCUUUUAUUCUCAGCACCACAAGGAGUAGAGAAAAACUGCAUCGUGGUCUCUGUGGUUUGGCCUCUGUGGUGUUGUUUUAGCUAACCUGUCAUUGUGGUGCUAACUGUUUGUAAUGGUCAGACUCUGGUGCCUGACGUCACUGUGAUGAUGCUGUGUGCCGUGCAGCAUGCUGGGAGGUUUCUCACCAAAUGGUACACAACGUUUAUGACCUUUUGACUUUGAGUCCUUUCUCAAUACUGGACAUGCAUAAACCAGCAGGGAUAUUGGUGGCGAACUCUGUUGGUGUGUGAUUUCUCUUCACUGGUUAUUGGUGGUGUUCCUGGGGGAUGGGGAGAUCCCGGCAUAAAUCACAGAACGGGUGAGAAUGUUUGUACAGUAUGUUGAGUAACCACACAGUAAUAAACACCCUUCUUAACUGUAAACAUCUCCUUCACCUCUCUCCUUUAGGAAAGCACUAAUGGUGCAGAUCAGCAGUAAGGAGCCAGAGGAUCAGAAAUCCAGAUGUCAUGUUUAUGUGUAUCUGAAAAAGGUACAGUAAAUUAUCCGGAGAAUGAAUCUUACAGUACUCCGAAUACAUGAUUCUCUUGUUGCUGGGUCUGUUCCUGCCCCUGGCCUUUCAGUACGACCCAGGGCUGGUGCUGCUGGCGUGGGGGCCGGGCUGCGAGGUCGGGGAGGCAGCCUGGGCACAGAUCACCAGCCUGCUCUAG